Messenger RNA from Tachyglossus aculeatus (Australian echidna), 1392 nucleotides. RefSeq names its product butyrophilin subfamily 1 member A1-like. Gene Ontology annotation, molecular function: signaling receptor binding. Lineage: Eukaryota; Metazoa; Chordata; Mammalia; Monotremata; Tachyglossidae. The transcript is spliced from 6 exons. Gene Ontology annotation, cellular component: external side of plasma membrane. The record is from RefSeq and is a predicted model, not a curated record. Bases 1 to 1299 code for a protein of 432 amino acids. Gene Ontology annotation, biological process: T cell receptor signaling pathway; regulation of cytokine production.
AUGGCCCCAGUGAUGAAGAAGAUGGAGGGUUUCCCAGAAUCCUUCACAUCCAGAUGCCUCAUUCUCCUCAUCCUCUUUCUCCAACUGCUCACACUGGGCUCAGCUCAGUUUGCCGUGAUAGGGCCUGAUGAGCCUGUCCUGGCCCUGGAAGGAGAAGUUGCUGUGUUACCCUGUCACCUUGACCCCAAGAUGCCUGCUGAAUUCAUGGAGAUGAGAUGGUUCCGAGCCCAGGUUUCUAACAUUGUCCACCUGUAUAGUAAUGGAGAGGAUCAGUUUGGAGACCAGAUGGAGGAGUAUCAAGGGAGGACGGAGUUGGUGAGAGAUGCCAUGGAUUAUGGGAGUGUGGCUGUGAGAAUACACAAUGUCAGAGUCUCUGAUGAGGGAAGGUUUCACUGCUCUUUCUAUGAUGGCCAAGAGUAUGAAGGAGCCCCUCUGGAACUGCAGGUAGUUGCUCCCCUCUUCCCCACGGCUUUAUCCUUGAUGGUGGCUCUGGGUGUGACCCUCCCUGUGCUGGGACUGCUCAUCGUUGGGGGUCUUUAUCUCAUCUGGAAACACCUCAGGGAAAAAGAGAAACUCCAGAUGGAUAUCAGGUGGAGUUUGUUCCAAGUACAUGAGGCCGACGUCACUCUCGAUCCAGACACGGCGCAUCCCGAACUCGUCCUGUCCGAGGAUCGGAAACGGGUGACACGGGAAGAGAAGUGGCAGGACCUGCCCUACAACCCGGUCAGAUUCAGAGGUUCUGUCUGUGUGCUGGGCCGCCAGCUCUUCACCUCCGGGAGACAUUGCUGGGAGGUGGAGGUGGGAGAUGCAGUUGGCUGCUAUCUGGGGGUUUGUAGGGAAAAUGUGAGGAGGAAACGGGCGAUCUCGGAGUCCCCUGCGGAUGGAUUCUGGACCUUGGAGAAAGAUGGAGAUGGAUACUGGGCCGGUACUUCUCCCCACACCCAUCUCGCCCUGGCCAGAGCCCCACUCCGGGUGGUGGUUUACCUGGACUACGAGGCUGGAGACGUCUCCUUCUACAGUGGCACUGACGGAUCCCACAUCUACACUUUCGCCCGCGCCGACUUUUCUGGGACCCUCCACCCUUUCUUCCGCCUCUUGUACUACGGUGAUUCCCUGACCAUCUGCCCCGUGCCUGGUGGGGCUGGGGAAAACCCUGUCCCUGCCCCCGCUCAGGAGACUCCAUUGAGCCCCCCCGGGGUGGGACCAGCCUCAGCCCCUGGAGAUGGGGAUCCUCUCCCUGGGGCCGAUGCCCAAUUGCUCCCCCCCCAGCCCAGCCCCGAGGUCCCUCCUGCCCCUUAGGGAGCCGCCCGGCCCCUGCCCUCUGCCCCCCUGCAGCUCUCCGGUCCCUCCCGGAGCUGCAGCUGCCUGUGUCCUCGGCUCCUCUGCUGCUCC